GUUGUGCAGAGCUGCGUACCAGCCCGGUUUCCUGUGAGAAACUGAGAAUGACAAUCGGACGUUAUUUUUCCCCUUAGGUUUUAUGGAGAAAAAUAAUCGCUUUUUCGAAGGAUGUGGAAAAGAGGGUCCCAUCCGUUGUAUUUUUUACUGUGAAUUUCACCCAACAGCAGGGCCGAAAAUAACAUGCCAGGUCCCAGAAGAUUUUAUAUCAAAGGACACAUUUGAAGCUGUUAGUGUUUAUCUCAUUCCAAAAACUCAACUAUUGCGUAGUACUUUGACAAUUACUACUUCUGGUAUUAAAAUACUAGGCUUCCCUGUACGCAUUGAUAAUAAAAAGUAUCCGCGAAAUGCCUUUUAUUUUAAUAUAUGCUUCGUCUGUGAUUCAUGGGCGAGAACGGUGCAGUAUGAGUCUGUGGUGAAAAAACUUUCGGAUUUUCUCACAGCACUGGAAGUUGAAAGCAGUUUCUUGUACCAAAGGGAUGGCGAGACAGGUUCAAACACUUCGAAGCUCGUUUUGAUGCUAGAACAGGUGAUGCGUGAUCUCAAUUCAUAUGGAAUGUGCACAGUUACAGAAGGAAAUUCUACAACAAAUUUAAAAGUCAUAAAAAUAAGACCUGAUCCUCCUCCUGUAUUAGAUCACCAGGUGCCUGUUUUUAUAGAAAGCUUAGAAGCUUUUCAGUGUGAACAAUGGGACUUGACCACUCAGCAGGUGCUUCCAUUAAUUGAUGGUAUAAAUCACGUUUCUAAAAUAGCUGCUCAAGCUGAUGUUGAAAACAAUUUGGUGAAGACUUGUCUUCAGAAUUUAGUUUAUUAUUUAGUUGUAAGUCUUGUUCCGAUAUUUCAAUAUUCAAACUCGUAUGCGGUCACCCCAAAGUUGAGAAGGCUUGUAGUUGACAAAAAACUUCAAGAAGAUUGCCUAAGAACAGUGGCUCGAACAGGUUGGCAGUUGCCACAUUUUCGUGACGUUUUUAAACUGUAUUGCAGUAUGACUCAUGGUACGACUGUAAAAGACCUCUGCAUCAGGUACAAUCCUUCAUCAUUGCGAAUCGAUGAAAGGAAACUGGUUCAGUUCGGCCUUGUCGAGGGUCUUAUAAGAAGAAUACAUAAAUAUCCAAUUGUUGUAAUGGAAGGCGCUAAUGGAGAAGCAAGCUCUCUUUAUCAGCAUUUCACAGGCCUUUUAUCUUUAGAUGAAAUCUGUUGCAACCUUGGCAUGUCUACGUUUCAAUUGGAAACACUUAUAGAAAAAGACCCUAAUGUUAUUGUGAUAUGUAAAUAAAUAAAUAUAUUGUUAAUUUAUUAUUUUUUAUGUUUAAAUAUGUAAUCGUU
Cimex lectularius (bed bug) is the source of this 1326-nucleotide messenger RNA. RefSeq names its product GATOR complex protein NPRL2 (gene Nprl2). The coding region runs from base 83 to 1276 and encodes 397 amino acids. The transcript has 9 exons. The record is from RefSeq and is a predicted model, not a curated record. Gene Ontology annotation, biological process: negative regulation of TORC1 signaling; positive regulation of autophagy; cellular response to amino acid starvation. Gene Ontology annotation, cellular component: GATOR1 complex; vacuolar membrane. Lineage: Eukaryota; Metazoa; Arthropoda; Insecta; Hemiptera; Cimicidae. Gene Ontology annotation, molecular function: GTPase activator activity.